This is a messenger RNA of Pezoporus flaviventris, 4889 nucleotides long. RefSeq names its product RAD51 paralog C (gene RAD51C). The transcript has 8 exons. Gene Ontology annotation, molecular function: ATP binding; four-way junction DNA binding; ATP-dependent DNA damage sensor activity. Gene Ontology annotation, biological process: meiotic DNA recombinase assembly; DNA repair; reciprocal meiotic recombination. The coding region runs from base 25 to 1194 and encodes 389 amino acids. Gene Ontology annotation, cellular component: replication fork; Rad51C-XRCC3 complex; Rad51B-Rad51C-Rad51D-XRCC2 complex. Lineage: Eukaryota; Metazoa; Chordata; Aves; Psittaciformes; Psittacidae. The record is from RefSeq and is a predicted model, not a curated record.
GUGGUGGCCUAGCGGGGCCGCGCCAUGCAGCGCGAUGUGGGGAGCCUUCCGCUGGCGCCUGCGGUGCGCACUCGGCUCGUUAGCGCCGGCUUCCAGACGGUGCAGGAGCUGCUGGAGACCGGCCCCUGCGGGCUGAGCAAAGAAACUGGAAUCUCCAAGGAAGAGGCCCUGGAAGUGUUACAGGUUGUGAGGCAGGAAUGUCAUGGGGAUGCAGCAAGGACCGCUGCAAGAUCAGGUGCCUCCCGAAAAUGCACCGCCCUGGAACUUCUGGAACAAGAGCAAGCCCAGGGCUUCAUCAUCACCUUUUGUUCAGCACUAGACAAUAUUCUAGGAGGUGGUGUGCAGCUAACCAAAAUCACCGAGGUCUGUGGAGCACCUGGUGUUGGGAAAACACAGCUAUGUAUGCAGUUGGCGGUAGACGUACAGAUCCCAGAAUGCUUUGGAGGUGUAGCUGGAGAAGCUGUGUUCAUUGAUACCGAAGGAAGUUUUAUAGUAGACAGAGUAGUGGAUAUUGCAGCUGCCUGUGUGCAGCAUUGCCACCUUAUUGCUGAAGCUCAUCAAGAAGAAGAUCAUCUAAAAGCUUUGGAGACUUUCUCUGUUGAAAGUAUCCUUUCUCACAUAUAUUACUUCCGUUGCCGUGACUACAUAGAGCUUCUUGCACAGGUCUACCUCCUCCCAGACUUUCUUUCGGAGCACUCAAAGGUCCGACUGGUGGUAGUUGAUGGAAUUGCAUUUCCUUUUCGCCAUGAGUUUGAAGACCUCUCACUCCGGACAAGGCUUUUGAAUGGUCUGGCGCAGCAGCUGAUCAUCAUAGCAAAUGAUCAUAAGUCAGCAGUAGUUCUGACAAACCAAAUGACAACAAGGAUUGGACAGAGCCAGUCCACACUGGUACCUGCUUUAGGAGAAAGCUGGGGACAUGCUGCUACUGUCCGUUUAAUCUUUCACUGGGACAACAGUCAGAGGCUGGCUACAUUGUACAAAUCACCAAGUCAGAAGGAAGCAACUAUACCGUAUCACAUCACAGUUAGUAUUUCUUUUGGGCUGGAAAUUGCUAGCUGUAAAGGAAUUUUCAGAUACAAAGACAAAUCUGUGAAUGAUGUUUUCUUAGUGUUGCUUUUCAGUUGCCUUAUGAACGUAACUGGUAAUACUGGGAUGUCUCCAGGUUUAUUAAUAUUUUGCACCUUUUCUCUUUAGAAAAAUGACCCAGCAUGUUAGUUCUCUUAGAAUUAAAACAUUUUGAUUUCCAGAUCAAAUUUAUAGGCAGCCUGUCCCCAUUUGUUCUUCUGCUAAUACUGCUUAUUUUAUCUGCCCUUGAUGUUAACUUCUGGCCUAAGUGCAAUUACAGAGAACAAUCACACACUUGCUGAGCAUUCAUUUUGGGAGACUUGGACAAGCCAAGCUGCGUUCUCCCUUGUCAGGUAGUAUGCUAUUGUUUCCUUAGUGGCUCUUCUCUGCAUCUUCCAGGUGAGUUUCUCUGUCUAAGACAAAGGUGAGCUGAAUCACACAUGGUAUUGCAGAGGUUUUACCAGUACUUUGUGCCAUACAUAUUUCCACAUCUCUGCUUUAAGUGCAUUGCCUGAUACAAUCUAGGUUGUGUUUCUCUUUCAUAGCUCCAUUCUACUGGUAACCCUAUGACCAGCCAAUAUAUACAGAUUUUUCUAUUCUGCCACUGUCACAUGAGGAGUUUCCAGCUUAUGGUUGGAGUUCUUAUUCACCCCUAGUUAAAUCCUGUGAUUUUCUUUUGUGGAGUCCUUAGAUACAUAUUAAUAAGAAUACACACAGCCUAAGCUGUAUUUAGGUUAAAAAAAAAAAAUCCAGCCCCACCACUCGACUCUUAUAUCUCAAAAUGUCAGAUACAUAGGUACAUGCCAUACCUAUUUGCCACGUGUCCUCACGGAAACACACUGCCGUAGCACUUCCUGCAGAUUUGAAUGCUGCCAUGAGAUCUUCAAACUAUUGAAUAGGUAUUUCCUUUUUCAGUCCUGAAUGUAUUCACCUAGACAGAAGAAAUAUUGCAAAUAUAUAUAUGUAAAAAAAAAUAUAUAUAUAAAUGUUAUGUAAGGACUGGAAGGAUAAGUGGGACCACAUCCCAAAGUUGUUUGGAUCGUGCGAUGUGAGCUCAGCCCUUUCUCACCAGCUGAUAAACAGAUGGACUUUACCUUAGACAGUUUAAUAGCCUUUUCCUUUCAGUUCUGUAUGCAUUAUAAAACAGAUAUACUCUCUUCUUCAGUGUGGAUGCACACAAUUUUGAAAUACAGUUGAGAGUGUAUCCUAAUCAAAGAUUAGUUAAAAUUUUAAAAGAUUAUCCCAGUGUUUUUCCUGUAAUCCUGUUGAGCUGCUUCAGCAGACAGUUUCUGGAAGUAAAAAAUGUAUUAUUCCUGUUUUUUUUUAACUCCUCAAAUUCAGGCCUGAUGGUAACGGUCUGCUGUUAGCAUUUCUCAUUCCCAUCUCUGCAGCUAAACUGGAGAAUGUAAAUACGUGUUCCAUGUUUCCAAAUCUGAUCUAGCACAUCUAUGCAUAACCAGCAUACAAAAAAAAAUAAUUAAAAAAUAAUAAAUUCCUCAAGCCUAUUUCCUCAAAGAUGUUUAGACUUAGACAAAUUAGAUACUGUGGUACCAUUGGCAAACCGGCUGUUCACUCUGAGCAAGUGUGGAAGCUGUGGAACAUGUAUCAGAUGAAGUAUUUUCUUUCACAGGCUGGUUAAGGAUUCAUUCUUAAAUGUAGAGUAUAGAAAUGUAAAUUGAUUUAUGCACAAGGGAGUAAUUAUAUCAUCUGAUCCACCUAAAUUUCCCAGGUACUGUAACAUGAUUAUUUCACUAUAAAAGAUAGAGCCCUAGGACCUAUAUUCUCAGCAGGAAUAAACAGUAUUUCCCUGAACUGUGGAGGGUCUGCCAGACUAGCAAUGAGAACACCACUCAAGUAAUAAAGCCAUCUGCUUUUGUCAACCUUGAUGCAGUCUGUAGCUGCCAGAAAAUGUUAAAGAAAAAAUCAAAAUGACUGUAGACUGAGCUUUGUAGGUCCUUGGUUCCAUUGCCCACAUGGUUGAUACCUAAAACUCACUAACAAAUAUACAGAUAAACCACUUCAAAAUAAUAUACACAAAAACCGUGUAAUUUUGAGGUACUCUGUCCAGAAGGGCUUUAACUAAAAGCAAAACCUCCAUACUAAGCAGUCUACUUUAUCAUGUUCUGGCCUUUAUAAGCAUUGGAAUGCUUUUGCUGCAAGUCUAGCAUGCUGGAUUAAGUGGAUUCUUGGCUACAGAUCCACCUUUGUGCCUGAGGGAAAUGGCAGAGAUUAGAUGCAAGCAACAGUGAAACACUAAACUUGAAGAUUCCCCAUUACGCUAUUCAGAAUAACACUUGAGUUGCUUAUAAUAGCAGAGGGACUGCACAAAUACUGCCCUUGUGGCACCUCUUGCUGUUUGUUCCUUUGAAAAAUUAGCAGGCUGCGUGAGGUGAGGCAUUUGGAAAUAGAAAUACAGAGGUAGGACACUUCAGCAAAACAUUCUGAUUGGGUUUUUACGUUGUUUUGGAUUGAUCUCAGUGUGGGACACACUGGUGUUUUAGGAAAGUCACAUGUCUGAUAGUAACUCUACCUGCUUUUUCACACUGCACCAACACAAAAUGUCAGCUUUAGAUGAAAUUCUAUCAUCCCCCCAUUGUCUCUACCUGAGUAUUUAGGAUCCCCAAAGCAAUUUCUUUUUCAGAUUAACCCCUUUUCCUCUCUAAGUCUGCACUGCAGUGAGAGUCGUCAUUGUGCUGUCAGCAGUGCUCCCUGCACAGCAUUUGCUGGGAGAUGGGAAGAUGGACAGUCACAGGCUUCACAUCCCAUCUCAGUAUUUCCAUCUGCAUUGAUGACAUGAUUAACUAACUGCUUUUCCAGAUAUUUAAAAAUCUUUAAAAAUCAUUAAAUUGUGAGGUACAGUAACAGAAAAUACAAAUGGUACUAAGCCAAAUAGAUCACUUUAAGCUCUUUCCUGAGUAGCAGCAUCUCAUUUUCACUUCCACAUUUAGUUUUUGGCAGUUAAAGGUUCUCAUCCCACUGUGUCCCAUAAAUUACUAUGCUGGGACAGUCUUUGCAGUCUAGAGACUGUUUCAAAUAUGCUGUUCUCUUACAGUGUCUCAUUGAUGUUUUCAGUUCAUUAAGUAGAUACAUGAAAGAAAAAUACCCUAGGUUUUAGAAAUUCAGAGUUCUGUUUCUGAAAAUGACUGAGGCAAUUAAUCCAGUCAUCUCCUUGCUUCUGUGGAAGCUUGAAUAAGGGCUGAAGGAUUUGGCUUUUAAUUUAUUUAAAUAGGCAACUUAAUUUACAAAGAAGCAGUGCUUCACAGCCAUAGGGGUUAUCAGUGAUAAAAUGAAAAUAAUAGCCUGGUUGGUGAAAAUAAUAAAAUGAUGAGAUUCAGUUAUUAGUUGGCACGUGUGAAAAGACUUGCUGUUCUGAACUUAGCCUGGUCUAAAAAUGGUCUGUGGCCACUCAUCUAAAAUAAAAGACAACAUCAUACCUUAUUCUGAUCUUCUGGGAACUGGUUACUCAUGGUUUAUAUCCAUAGAAGUGUUAUCACAUGAUUUUGCUUAUAUCUCACAGUCUCAUGGCUUCCGAGACGUGCAGCCUCCAGCUGUCACUCAAAAUGCAGAAGGUGCUGAAAUGAACCCUCGCAAACGGCCACGGAGAGAAGAGGAAAAGUAAUUGAGAUUCAAAAGUUGAAUGUUAAAAAAUGUGUGCUACAGGAGAACAGUUGCAUAGUCAACGUGCAACCAAAGGUAGCCUGAGAGACUAACUUAAAUUCCUGCUCUGGAUGUUAUUUUAACAUUUGUGUGGCAGGAAAUUCCUUUGUGUAUGGCAUAAUUUUAUAAUAAAAAUUCUAUGUUUUCUAUAACAAGAGGCUUCAGCU